Messenger RNA from Schizosaccharomyces octosporus yFS286, 1208 nucleotides. Its product is annotated as iron ion transporter. The transcript has 3 exons. NCBI's taxonomy places the organism in Eukaryota, Fungi, Ascomycota, Schizosaccharomycetes, Schizosaccharomycetales, Schizosaccharomycetaceae. The coding region runs from base 201 to 1016 and encodes 271 amino acids. The record is from RefSeq and is a predicted model, not a curated record.
CGUUUACUGUCGUCAGGGAUUGCUAUUUUAGUAAACUUAGCAAGUUCACCGGACCCGACUCUACCAAACAAUAAACGAAGUCGAAAUUUUAGUAACACUUUAGAGGAUAGCACUUUAAAAUUAUUUCUAUAUGCUAGUAAUUUUUUUGUAUUAAUAUCCAAGUGAAGUAAACAAGAACGAAAGGAGAAAGAAACAGAAUUAUGGAUUUACAAACUUUAAUAGCAGCUAGUUCAGGAUCUGUUGCAAGUCGUGUCAUAUGUCAUCCAAUUGACACAAUUACCGUUCAUAAACAAACCGUGGGGAGUUUUUCGUUUCGAAAUACGCCUUUAAAAGCUUAUUAUCGUGGCUUGCCUAUAUCUUUGACACUAAUUACUCCUGCAACAUGUCUAUAUAUGUCUACUUAUGUAGAAUCUAAGAGAAGGCUAAAAGACUACUUGGGUGAUGGUGUUUUAUUGUAUUCUGCUUGCGGAAUGACAGCUGAAGUGGUUAGUAGUUUUGUAUGGACCCCGUUAGAAGUCAUCAAAGCUCGUACUCAAAUUUCCCAGCAUGGAGUAAUCCCGACAAUCAAGAGUCUACAGAAACAAGAAGGGAUUAAAGGAUUUUAUCGGGGUUACUGGAUGGGUAUUGCUAUUUAUUUACCGACGACAGUAAGCUGGUGGGUAAUGUACGAAGAAACCAAAAAAUGGUUACAAGCAAAUACAAAUUUUGAUAUUUCAUUAGUGGCUCCUCUUGCUUCCGCGCUUGGUACAGUUGUAGCAACUACUAUUUCUACUCCUCUAGAUAUAGUGAAGACUCGUUAUCAGGUUGCUACCUCUUCAGCUAUGCAAAAAACGGAAUUCGCAAACAUUUCCAGUAAUAAAAUCAAAAUAUCUGAUGUUGCCAGGCUUCUUUUCAAAGAGCGCGGACUCGGAGGAUUCACUCGUGGUCUAAUGUUUCGAAUGGCUUAUAUCAUGCCGUCAGGUAUGAUUUCGAUGUCCGUUUUCGAAUCCUUUAGAGGUGGUGCUUUCGAUCAAUAAUUAAAAAAGAUAAAAAGCUCUUUAUUAUGGGUACUAUAACCAUUCCGCUCCUCUACUUCUAUUCAUCCCUCAUCAUUUCUGGCAUCCAUAUGUACCGUGUACUAACCUACACUAACGCGUGUGCACCCACAUUCCACAGAUCAUUUCAGUUCACACUAUCUUUUAAAAAAACCUACUUCUGUUUCUUUUUGU